AUGUAUGUCAACAUCGCCAAUACGAUUGCCAGCAUCAUGAUGCUUUUGGCUGUGCCAAAUGUUUACGCCGCCCCGGCCCAACAGGCGGGUUCCCAAGCUGCAGCGGCUCCGGCUCCGGCAGGUGGGCUUAUCGGGAAGCUCCUGUCGGACCAUGUAAAGUUCGUCUCGGAACCCGGGAGUGCCGCAGCUACUCCCGACCAAAGCAAUCCGAUUCUCAAUGUUCACCGCGACGCCCAUGCUGCAAUUGACGGCGGCGUGUCUGCUAUUGCCGGCGGCCUCGGCGGCGGCCUCGCUCCUGGAGCUGCCGCUUCCUCUGCGUUUAAGGAGUAG
Drechmeria coniospora is the source of this 330-nucleotide messenger RNA. RefSeq lists its product as uncharacterized. The record is from RefSeq and is a predicted model, not a curated record. The coding region runs from base 1 to 330 and encodes 109 amino acids. NCBI's taxonomy places the organism in Eukaryota, Fungi, Ascomycota, Sordariomycetes, Hypocreales, Ophiocordycipitaceae. The transcript has 2 exons.